This is a messenger RNA of Fusarium pseudograminearum CS3096, 3246 nucleotides long. RefSeq lists its product as uncharacterized. The transcript has a single exon. Gene Ontology annotation, cellular component: intracellular membrane-bounded organelle. The coding region runs from base 1 to 3246 and encodes 1081 amino acids. The record is from RefSeq and is a predicted model, not a curated record. Gene Ontology annotation, molecular function: phosphatidylinositol binding. NCBI's taxonomy places the organism in Eukaryota, Fungi, Ascomycota, Sordariomycetes, Hypocreales, Nectriaceae.
AUGACUUCAACCACAUUCCAAGACCAAGAUCCGCCUCAGUCAGGUGUCUCCCUUGCGACGCCGCCCAAACCAAAGGCAAUAGAGCUCAAUGGCGCUCCGAUACCUGCACUUUUACAUCCACAAGACGAGGAGCCACCGUCAACAGAAAAACUACCAGAUACAAAUGGUCUUGCUGACAGCAUCGCCACAAUAACAACAAACGACACCAUGACACCCGAUAAAACCCUAAUGAAAUCUACAAAUAAUAAUACGGCCAAAACGAAGACCACGGCCGAAGAUGACACUCCAAUCACGAAAGUCAUUCAUUUCUUCGCUACGGCGACCCCUGGCUCCCUCGCUGGAGUCGCAGUCGGAUUCGCUGCCUUCACAUACAUAACUAUGGGUCGUUUAGGACUCGUACUCAUCGGAGCAUUCGGCGGAGUAGCCGGGUUCAUAUCAUGGGAAGCUAGGAAUCCCGAACUUGCCAAGAUGGUGCGAGGCGAGCGAGGUAUUGAUGUUAUAGGCCGACUGUUGGAGGCCAAAACCAACCAGGCGGCUGAAAAACCAGAAGACAGCAGUGAUGAUGAGGAGUUCACUAUGAAGAACUUUGACGAAUUCCGACCAGAGACUCGUGAAGCCCUCGGAGGACUUGUCGAUGCCGUCAUCAAGGAUUAUGUGAAAUGGUGGUACAACCCGAUUGUUCCUGCAGACCACUCUUUUCCUUUGGCGUGCCGCAAGACCCUCACAUCUUACGUCCUCUCCGUCUCGAACCACCUCAGCCGAAAGCGCCCCGCCGAUACGUUCCUCGAUCUUCUUACCAACUCAUCCUCCAUUAUCAUUGUCUUCAUGUCUGAGCUUGCGUCCGCCUUUUCCGAACUCCCUCCAGACAGCAAUAUGACUGCCGCAGAUGCUGUAUACAAUUAUCUGGCAGCGAACCCCGACUGCCAUUUGGCCAAUCUCGUGAACCAACGUCAACAAGCAUCAAAAUUCAAAAUGGUGGCCGAGGACCUUCUAGGGUUCAUGGACCGAAACGCGUACAACUGCGACCCUGCCCGUGUCUUUCUGCGAGAGAUUCUGGCAAACUCGGUUCUCGAGCAAACGUUGAACACUUGUAGUCAAGCCGAUUGGAUUAACGGAUGGAUUGUAUACCUGCUGGAAGCCGGCGAGCCGGAUCUUAACCAGGCAAUUGAUGUUGGCAUGAAACGCGCACCGGACCCGAGUAUAGCAGCAGCCAAUGUUUUUGCUGACCUGGAUGGCAACGUCGGAAAUAUUGGUAUCGCUAAGCCUGGACGCAGUUCACUAGAGAACGAACGGGCUCGACGUAAAGAACCGCUUGGUCACAAGAAGAAGCUGAGCAAGGCAGAGGAAGAGAUGGACGAAGCUAUGCAAGAGAUGAAGCGCAUGAACGAAUUGAUUGCUCGAGAGGAAGUCCGACGAAAACGCGCCUCGAUGGCCUCUAUUCAAGAACCAAGCACAGAUCUCGCCAAAGAUGAGAAGAGAAUGUCUAGUACCUCAGUAACCGCAUCGCCAGAAGGGUUCUCUUCAAAGAGCGAUCUUUCCCAAACUCCCCUCACUCCACGAUCGCCGAUGGACUCUUCGAGUCCUGAGUCGUCUCCCCGCCGGUCGGAUGGCACUCGAUUCACCAGUUUCGACCAAAUCGUGCCGCCUGGACAAGUGGCAGAUGAAGGAGAGGAUGAGGCGCCUAAGAAAGCACCACUGACUCUCCACAACGCAACCCUUACCCUUCACGACGACACUCCUGGUGAAGCCACCCGCAUUCGCAACAAGCCUAACUGGGAUUACUGGGUGCAGGUCGAGCCUUCUGUGACUGCGUAUCCUGGAUGGAUGAUUGUGAGGCGAUAUGCUGAUUUUGAGACACUCCACGAAAUUCUGAGGCGAAUUGCCACGAUCUCUGGUGCAACUGCUUUCACUGAACUUCACAAGGACUUGCCUGACUGGAAGCUUCACACACGGGAGUCUCUUCGCGGUGAGCUAGAGAGGUAUCUUCGGGACGCUUGCUGGUAUCAAAGCUUGGCCGAAAGCGAAGGAAUGAAGCGAUUCUUAGAAAAGUCAAAGGGACACACGCACAGUGAAUCCAAAGCAGGCUUUGGUUGGGAGUCAAUGGGUAAAGGCAUGCUAGACGCGCUGACCACAGCACCCAAGGGUGCCGUGGAGGGCGGCAAGAGUUUAGUUGGAGGCGUCACGGGAGUUUUUGGCAACACAUUUUCUGGCCUCAGCAGGAAGUCUACCCAGUCAGUAGAUCUGACGGCCAAUCCGAGUCGUCUUUCCCUCUCGACUCCUCCUGCUCAGCUAAGCGGUGCACGAUCUCCCGUUCGCUCAGCUCGAGAUAGCAUGGACAGCCAGCGCUCGUCUAUCGUAUCGCUACAGCCAGGGAAGAUGCCUCCUAUGGAACGUCGUCCAAGCUACCAGUCGCAGAGCGAGUCAGAUGCAGAGGGCCGUACGAGUCGCUCUGAGCGUAAGGAGUCGGGCUCGGCAUCGGCGAGUGCUCUUCCUAGUCGGGAGCACAGUCGUGCGCCCAGCCUUGCGCAACUACGAUCUCCUUCCGCAUUGAGCCUCGACUUUAGUAAGCUCCCGCCUCCACCCGAUCAGAUCGCCGACGACUACGGUCUGCCCGAAAACCAGAGUGACAUGCAAUACAACGGUGCCAAGGGUCAGUCACAGGAGCGUAAGACUUCUCAAGAGAUUCCCACGCCUCCUCCUUCGGUCACAAGCGGCAAGAGGGCGUCCUUGAAACCUGCUAAGCAAUACACCGCACUUUCAGAACCUGAAACUCGUGUGGCAGUAGAGCUUCUGUUUGCCGUGAUCAACGAGAUGUACACAUUGUCUUCAGCGUGGAACAUUCGUCGCACUCUAUUGACUGCUGCCAAAUCAUUCCUUCUCCGCCCAGGCAACCCCUCACUUCUGACAGUGCAGUCACUGAUCCAAAAGUCCGUCAUCGACGCCAAUACGUCCGAUUCGGGUAUUGCGGAGCAACUACGCAAGGUCCGCGAGAAUGUGAUGCCCACAGAGCAGGAGCGUGCAACUUGGCCAGCCGAGCUAACAACCGAUGAGAAGGAACAGCUUCGCAUCAAGGCCCGCCGACUACUCAUCCAGAGCGGCCUCCCAGCUGCUUUGAUGGGUGUGAUGGGUCAAGCGGCAACGGGUGAAGCACUUGGCAGAGUUUUCGACUGCCUUCAAAUCGAGGAGGUCGCAAGAGGACUCCUCUUUGGUCUGAUUCUCCAAGUUGUUCGAAUUGUGACACACUAA